AUGCCCCGGGUGGCGGUGGCGGCCCUAGCGCUGGCAGCUGCCGCGGCAUUCAGCCCGCUGGCCGCGGGUGCGCGGGCCCCGCAGCUGGGCGGUCCCGCGGCAGCGGGGGGCUUCGCCGAGGACGUGCUGAGCCUGUUCGGGGAGAACCGCAGCCUCUCGGCCGCCCAGCUCACUCACCUGCUGCAGACGCUGGGAGCCGCGCGGGGGCAGGGGGCGGCGCUGCCGGGACAGCACCACCUGCACCACAACGAGUGCAUGUCUGGUGAGGACAUCUUUUCACUUCAUGGUUUUCCAAACAACAGCCAGAUAACAAAUUCCAGCUUCUCUGCAAUAUGUCCGGCUGUCUUACAACAGCUGAUUUUUCACCCUUGUGAUAGUUCAUCAAAGCACAAGAACAAAUCUAAACCGACUCCUUCAGAAGUUUGGGGGUUUGGGUUCCUUGCCGUGACUAUCAUCAACCUGGCAUCACUCCUUGGAUUGGUUUUAACUCCUCUCUUGAAGAAGCCAUAUUUCCCCAAGAUUUUAACCUAUUUUGUGGGCUUGGCCAUUGGGACACUCUUUUCCAAUGCGAUUUUCCAGCUAAUUCCAGAGGCAUUUGGAUUUGAUCCUAAAACUGACAACUAUGUAGAGAAAGCAGUAGCUGUGUUCGGUGGAUUCUAUAUUCUCUUCUUUGUGGAAAGGAUUCUUAAAAUGAUACUGAAGACCUAUGGCCAGACUGGCCACACUCACUUUGAAAAACAUGAACAGAAUCCUCCUCAGGCUAAGGGUAAUCCACCCACACCAUUGAAAUCUAAUAAUGGGAUGACAUGCUACGCAAAUCCAGCCGUAAUAGAGCCGAAUGGAAAUCUCAGUUUUGACACAGUCAGUGUGGUCUCUGCUCAGGAAGAGAAAACCCAAAGCUGCUUAUGUAAAUGUUUAAAGGGACCCACAUUGUCAGAGAUUGGAACAAUUGCCUGGAUGAUCACGCUGAGUGAUGCCUUGCACAACUUCAUUGAUGGUCUGGCUAUUGGUGCGUCCUUCACCCUGUCUCUGCUGCAGGGACUUAGUACAUCUAUAGCAAUCUUAUGUGAGGAGUUUCCUCAUGAACUGGGGGAUUUUGUCAUUUUGCUAAAUGCAGGAAUGAGCACCUACCAGGCUCUGUUUUUCAACUUUAUUUCGGCAUGUUCCUGCUACAUUGGUCUGGCUUUUGGUAUAUUAGUGGGCAGCAACUUUGCUCCUAACAUUAUCUUUGCAAUAGCUGGCGGUAUGUUCCUGUACAUUUCUCUGGCAGAUAUGUUCCCAGAGUUGAGCGACAUGCUGAGAGAGGAAGUGACUGGAAGGAGAACAGAUUUAACCUUCUUCCUCAUUCAGAACGCUGGUUUACUAACAGGAUUUGCUGCUAUUCUGCUGAUUACCGUGUAUGCAGGAGACAUUGAGUUGGAAUAA
Messenger RNA from Emys orbicularis (European pond turtle), 1425 nucleotides. RefSeq names its product solute carrier family 39 member 8 (gene SLC39A8). Gene Ontology annotation, cellular component: plasma membrane. NCBI's taxonomy places the organism in Eukaryota, Metazoa, Chordata, Testudines, Emydidae. The transcript has 8 exons. Gene Ontology annotation, molecular function: monoatomic cation:bicarbonate symporter activity; zinc ion transmembrane transporter activity. The coding region runs from base 1 to 1425 and encodes 474 amino acids. The record is from RefSeq and is a predicted model, not a curated record. Gene Ontology annotation, biological process: intracellular monoatomic cation homeostasis; zinc ion import across plasma membrane.